AUGCGGUCGCAAGGUGACAACGAUUGCAAUUCAGGCCAAGACAAAAACGAAACGGGCGCCAAUUUCGAGCCACCAGUUCCUGAGGAAGUGAGCGCGGCGUCGCAUGGGGACAACGUUGGUGGGAGAAUCAUGGGCGUGUUGUUCUGGGACUGCUUGCCUUGUGGCUAUGGGUAA
Letharia columbiana is the source of this 174-nucleotide messenger RNA. RefSeq lists its product as uncharacterized. The coding region runs from base 1 to 174 and encodes 57 amino acids. The record is from RefSeq and is a predicted model, not a curated record. The transcript has a single exon. NCBI's taxonomy places the organism in Eukaryota, Fungi, Ascomycota, Lecanoromycetes, Lecanorales, Parmeliaceae.